UCUCUAUUACUCUCUCUGCUGUCUGUAACAGUACCCGAAGCCAUGGACGGCGGUGCGUCGUACAACCCACGUACGGUCGAGGAAGUGUUCAGAGACUUCAAGGGUCGGCGAGCGGGCAUGGUUAAAGCCCUUACUACAGAUGUUGAAGAGUUUUACCGGCAGUGCGAUCCAGAGAAGGAAAAUCUCUGCCUCUAUGGUUUUCCUAGUGAGCAGUGGGAGGUCAAUUUACCUGCUGAAGAGGUUCCCCCUGAACUUCCAGAACCUGCACUGGGUAUCAACUUUGCCAGAGACGGGAUGCAAGAAAAGGACUGGUUAUCGUUGGUUGCUGUCCACAGCGAUGCUUGGUUACUGUCUGUGGCUUUUUAUUUUGGUGCUAGGUUUGGGUUUGACAAAGCUGACAGGAAACGCCUUUUUAACAUGAUAAAUGAAGUUCCCACCAUAUUUGAGGUUGUGAUGGGGUCAGCCAAGAAACAAGGAAAGGAGAAGUCAUCGGCCUCGAAUCACAGCAGCAAUAAAUCCAAAUUAAACCCCAAGCGAAGCUCUGAAUCUCAGGGCAGAUAUUCAAAGGCCAUGCAAUUGAAGGAUGAUGAUGACGAGGAUGGGUUGGAUGAGGAAGAUGAUGAGGAGCAUGGGGAGACUCUUUGCGGGGCUUGUGGAGAGAACUAUACUUCUGAUGAGUUCUGGAUUUGCUGUGACAUUUGUGAGAAGUGGUUCCAUGGGAAGUGUGUUAAGAUCACCCCAGCUAGGGCAGAGCACAUUAAGCAGUACAAAUGCCCAUCUUGCAGCAACAAGAGAUCGCGAGCUUGAUUGUGGGUUGUGAGUUAAAUGAUGUGUAUUGUGACAUGAUGGACGGCUAACUGUGUAGUAGGUUGGGUUUGUUCUCCUUCAUGGAAUAUUAGGAUUUCUAUUUGGAAGUUUGUGUAGGUUGCAAUAUGUUGUUUAAUGCUUGUAAAAUUAGGGUAAUCAGGUUCAGAUUUAUUGCGAUGCUUGCCUUUCUGAUUUAGCUAUCAAUGCAUAUGCUUUGCCAUCA
Molecule: messenger RNA, 1030 nt
Organism: Tripterygium wilfordii
Lineage: Eukaryota; Viridiplantae; Streptophyta; Magnoliopsida; Celastrales; Celastraceae
Product: PHD finger protein ALFIN-LIKE 4-like
Exons: 6
Coding region: 43-807 (254 amino acids)
Biological process (GO): regulation of DNA-templated transcription
Cellular component (GO): nucleus
Molecular function (GO): transcription cis-regulatory region binding; transcription coregulator activity; histone binding
Source: RefSeq, a predicted model, not a curated record